Molecule: messenger RNA, 4667 nt
Organism: Oenanthe melanoleuca
Lineage: Eukaryota; Metazoa; Chordata; Aves; Passeriformes; Muscicapidae
Gene: ERBB3
Product: erb-b2 receptor tyrosine kinase 3
Exons: 28
Coding region: 77-4051 (1324 amino acids)
Biological process (GO): positive regulation of cell population proliferation; multicellular organism development; cell surface receptor protein tyrosine kinase signaling pathway
Cellular component (GO): signaling receptor complex; basal plasma membrane
Molecular function (GO): protein tyrosine kinase activity; ATP binding; neuregulin receptor activity
Source: RefSeq, a predicted model, not a curated record
GGCCCCGCCCGCCCCGCGGCCCCGCGCCAGGUGCAUUCCCGGGCACGCUCCGCUCCGCCGCUACCGGGGAGCCGCGAUGGAGCCGCACCGGCACCGGGAGCGGCCCCGGGCGCUGCUGCUGCUGCUGCCGCUGCUGCUCCGCGCCCCCGCGCCCGGCUCCGCGCAGGCAGUGUGCGCGGGGACGCUGAACGGGCUGAGCGUGACCGGGGACGCGCAGCACCAGUACCAGACCCUGCACAAGAUGUACAACAACUGCGAGAUCGUCAUGGGCAACCUGGAGAUCGUCCUCAUCGACCACAGCCAGGACCUCUCCUUCCUCCAGACCAUCCGCGAGGUCACCGGCUACAUCCUGAUCGCCAUGAACGUGUUCGCGGCGCUGCCGCUGCAGAACCUGCGCGUCAUCCGCGGCACGCAGUUCUACGAGGAUCGCUUCGCGCUCUUCGUGCUGCUCAACUACAACCCCAACAACACCCAAGCGCUGCGGCAGCUGCGGCUCAACCAGCUCACGGAGAUCCUGGCGGGGGGGGUGUACAUCGAGAAGAACGCGCAGCUGUGCCACGUGGACACGGUGGAGUGGAGGGACAUCAUGAGGGACACGCGGCUGGAGCCGCUCGUGAGGGACAACGGGCACGGCUGUGCCCCGUGCCACGAGAGCUGCGGCGGUCACUGCUGGGGGCCGGGCCCUGAGGAUUGCCAGAAAUUGACCAAGACCAUCUGCGCCCCGCAGUGCAACGGGCGCUGCUUCGGCCGCGCGCCCAACGAGUGCUGCCACGAGGAGUGCGCGGGCGGCUGCACCGGGCCCCUGCGCACGCACUGCUUCGCCUGCCGCCACUUCAACGACAGCGGCUCGUGCGUCCCGCUGUGCCCGCAGCCGCUCAUCUACAACAAGCUCACCUUCCAGCUGGAGCCCAACCCCGACACCAAGUACCAGUACGGGGGGGUCUGCGUGCGGGAGUGCCCCCAUAAUUUCGUGGUGGAUCAGAGCUCGUGCGUGCGCGCCUGCCCCAACGACAAGAUGGAAGUGGAGAAGAACGGGCUGAAGAUCUGCGAGCCCUGCGCGGGGCUGUGCCCCAAAGCCUGCGAGGGCACCGGAGCCGGCAGCAAGUACCAGACGGUGGAUUCCAGCAACAUCGACACCUUCGUCAACUGCACCAAGAUCCUGGGCAACCUCGACUUCCUCAUCACCGGCCUGGAGGGGGACCCCUGGCGGAACAUCUCGGCGCUGGACCCGGAGAAGCUGAACGUGUUCCGGACCGUGCGGGAGAUCACGGGGUACCUCAACAUCCAGUCCUGGCCCAAGCACAUGCACAACUUCAGCGUCUUCUCCAACCUCGAGACCAUCGGGGGACGGAGCCUCUACAACCGCGGUUUCUCGCUGCUGAUCAUGAAGAACGAGAACGUGACGUCGCUGGGGCUGCGCUCGCUGCGGGAGGUGAGCGCGGGCCGCGUGUACAUCACGGAGAACCGGCGGCUCUGCUUCCUGCACACCGUGCACUGGGCGCGCCUCAGCCGCAGCCGCGCCGACCUCGACAUCCGCAACAACCGGCCCCGCAGCAAGUGCCAGCAAGAGGGGAAGGUUUGUGACCCGCUGUGCUCGGCCGAGGGCUGCUGGGGGCCGGGGCCCGGGCAGUGCCUGUCCUGCCGCUACUACAGCCGGAGGGGGGUCUGCGUGUCCACCUGCCGCUUCAGCGAGGGGGACCCGCGCGAGUUCUCGCAGGACGGGGAAUGCUCCGAGUGCCACCCGGAGUGCGAGCGCAUCGACGGCGGCGCCACCUGCAACGGCUCGGGCGCCGACACCUGCACGCGCUGCGCUCACUAUCGCGACGGGCCGCACUGCGUGGAGCGAUGUCCCGACGGGGUCCUGGGCGAGCGCGGCCCCAUCUACAAAUACCCGGACGGGAGCCGCGAGUGCCGGCCCUGCCACGAGAACUGCACCCGGGGCUGUGUGGGGCCGCUGCUGCGGGACUGCCUGGGGGACCCCCUGCCCGUGUCCAGGCGCGCCCCGACGCUGAUCGCGGUCAUGGUGGUCGGGGCCGUUUUCCUCUCGUGCUCUCUGGUGCUGCUGGCGCUGCUCUACUGGCGCGGCAAGAAGAUCCAGAAGAAACGCGCGAUGCGGCGCUACCUGGAGCGGGGCGAGAGCCUGGAGCCGCUGGAUCCCAGUGAAAAAGCCAACAAGGUCCUGGCCCGGAUCUUCAAGGAGUCGGAGCUGAAGCGCCUCAAGGUGCUGGGCUCGGGGGUCUUCGGCACCGUGCACAAGGGUAUCUGGAUCCCGGACGGGGAUUCCAUCAAGAUCCCGGUGAGCAUCAAGGUGAUCCAGGACUGGAGCGGGCAGCAAUCCUUCCACGCCGUCACCGACCACAUGCUGGCCAUCGGCAGCCUGGACCACUCGUACAUCGUGCGGCUGCUGGGGAUCUGCCCGGGCCCGCAGCUGCAGCUGGUGACGCAGCUGCUGCCGCUGGGCUCGCUGCUCGAGUACGUGCGCAAGAACCGCGGCAGCAUCAGCCCGCAGCUGCUGCUCAACUGGUGCGUGCAGGUGGCCAAGGGGAUGUACUACCUGGAGGAGCACCGCAUGGUGCACAGGAACCUGGCUGCCCGGAACGUUCUGCUCAAGUCUCCCAGCCAGGUGCAGGUGGCCGAUUUUGGGAUCGCUGACCUGCUCUACCCCGAUGACAAAAAGUAUUUCUACAACGAGGUCAAGACCCCCAUCAAGUGGAUGGCGCUGGAGAGCAUCCACUUCGGCAAGUACACGCACCAGAGCGACGUCUGGAGCUACGGGGUGACGCUGUGGGAGAUGAUGACGUUCGGGGCCGAGCCCUACGCCGGGAUCCGCCUGGCCGAGGUGCCCGAUCUGCUGGAGAAGGGCGAGCGCCUCUCGCAGCCGCACAUCUGCACCAUCGACGUCUACAUGGUGAUGGUCAAAUGCUGGAUGAUCGAUGAGAACAUCCGCCCCACCUUCAAGGAGCUCGCCAACGAGUUCACCCGCAUGGCGCGGGACCCGCCGCGCUACCUGGUCAUCAAGCAGGAGAGCGGGGCCGCGCCCCCCGCCGAGCCCCCCACCCUCAGUGACAAGGAGCUGGACGAGGUGGAGACGCUGGAGCUGGAGGAGGAGGAGGAGGAGGAGCUGGAGCUGCCCUUCGGCCUCUCGCCGGGGCUGUACCCGCAGCGCCCGCGGGGCAGCUGCGCCCGGAGCCCGAGCCUGCUGAGCGCCCCCGCCGGGUACAUCCCCAUGAACCAGCCGGGCCUGGGCUGCCCCCGACAGGGCGGGGGGUCGCGGCCCCCCCGGCGCAGCCGGCAGGAGUCCCCGGGCCGGACGGUGUCGGAGUCGUCCGAGGGUCGCGGCACCGCCUCGGAGCUGGAGCUGGGUGAGGGGGGGUCCCUGGGCGGGAGCCUCUGCCGCAGCCUCCGCUCGCGGGGGGACAGCGCCUACCUGUCCCAGCGGGAGAGCCUCCCCCCGCCGCCCCCCGGCUCCGACGGCAGCGAGGAGGACCCCAACGGCUACGUCACCCCCAACUGCGCCCUCCGAGACACGGACCCCGCGGGGCGCUCGCCGCCGGAGGAGGAGGAGGAGGAGUACGAGUACAUGAACCGGCGGCCGGGGGGCGCCCCCCGAGCCCCCCAACCCCGGCCGGCCUCGCUGGAAGAGCUGGGCUACGAGUACAUGGAGGUGGGCUCCGAGCCGGGGGGACCCCAAAACCGGGGGGGGACAGCGCACGGUGACGAGGCCGAGGAUGACGAAGAGGACGAAGAAGAGGAUUACGAAUACAUGAACAAACAGCCGCGGCUCAGCCGCUCGCUGGGCACCGAGAGGCCCCCCCGGCACCACGGCUACACCGACAUGAGGGCGGGGGACCCCCCCGCGACCCCCCCGGAGGAGGAGCAGGGCUACGAGGAGAUGGAGGCGGUGCUGGGGCCGCGCUGCCCCGGCUGCCGCAGCCCCCCCGCCCCCGGCAUGAAGCCCCUGCGGAGUUUGGAAGCCUCGGACUGCGCCUUCGAUAAUCCCGAUUAUUGGCACAGCCGCCUCUUCGCCAAGGCCGAUGCUCAGCGGACGUAGGGGACCCCCCCCCCCAACACCCGCCAUGGGACCCCCCAAAAAUCGGGGGGUUCAUGUUGAUAUGAAGGAUCCCGCCCCCACCCUUGGGGGAUGAGCUGCAGCGGGGUUAGGGAGGGGGUUUGGGGGUCUCAGCUCUUUUGGGGGGGCUUCUGUGCCCUCCCCCUCCGGUGUUUUGGGUGGGGGGGAGCCGAGCCUGAGCAUGCCGAGGUGGGGAGGGGGCGGUGGAGACCCCCUGGAUCCCCCCUGGAUCCCCCUCCCAUCUUUACUUUCUUCCCCCCACUCACUGAAGGUGCUCCCCAAAUCCCUGGGGGGGUCUGGGGUCCCCGGAGGGUCCCCGGGGGGGCCGGGGGUCCCCGCCCAGAGCAACAGACGAGGUCAGGCGGGAUUUCUGAAGGACCCCAGACUCAUUUUCAGGUUUCCCCAUUCCCUGCUGAGUGAAGGUUUGGGGUGUCCCCCCUCCCCUGAGGUCAGGGGGGACCCCCGGGAUCCCUUUUUGGGGUGUUUCCCCCGGUUUUUCGGGGGCUGCCCCGGUUGUGGGGAGGGGGAUCCCUCGCUCAGGGAUCGCCCCCGACCCCGGGGGUCGCGCGAGAUGAGUGAAAAUAAAGGAAUUUGAAUA